This is a messenger RNA of Papaver somniferum (opium poppy), 426 nucleotides long. RefSeq names its product beta-amyrin 28-monooxygenase-like. Gene Ontology annotation, molecular function: heme binding; monooxygenase activity; oxidoreductase activity, acting on paired donors, with incorporation or reduction of molecular oxygen. The transcript is spliced from 2 exons. The coding region runs from base 1 to 426 and encodes 141 amino acids. The record is from RefSeq and is a predicted model, not a curated record. Gene Ontology annotation, biological process: sterol metabolic process. Lineage: Eukaryota; Viridiplantae; Streptophyta; Magnoliopsida; Ranunculales; Papaveraceae.
AUGAAAUAUUCAUGGAAUGUAAUUUGUGAGGUAUUACGCCUUCAACCACCGCUCCAGGGAGGUUACACCCAAGCAUUGGCUGACUUCACCUAUGCAGGAUAUUUCACUUCAAAAGGAUGGAAGUUAUAUUGGAGCGCAACUUCUACACACAAGAAUCCAGAAUAUUUUCCAGAUCCUGAAAAAUUUGAUCCGUCAAGAUUCCAAGGGAAAGGGCCUGCUCCAUACACAUUCGUGCCAUUUGGAGGAGGACCUGGAAUUUGUCCUGGAAGAGAGUAUGCUCGAGUACAAAUACUCAUUUUCAUGCACCAUGUUGUGCGAAGCUACGAAUGGGAGAAGCUGAUUCCUGGGGAUGAAAAAUUAAGAGUAUGCCCAUUUCCUCUGCCGGAGAAAGGGUUUCCAAUACUGCUUCGACCUCGGACAACCUAA